GCUUUUCUCUCCUUCUCCAAGAUGGCGGCGGUCGGCGGCGCUGAGGCGGGAUCCGGGCGAGCCGAGUGAAGACCUGGCCCUGUAGACGGGAAGGAGCCUGGACACAGUGACAUUCUCAAAGGCCCUGAGGACCGCCAUGGCUUAUGAUGACCCCAUGAAGAAAGAAGAUUGCUUUGACGGUGAUCACAGCUUUGAGGACAUAGGACUGGCAGCUGGCCGAAGCCAACGAGAAAAGAAACGUUCUUACAAAGAUUUUUUAAGGGAAGAGGAAGAAAUCGCUGCUCAGGUCAGGAAUUCUUCCAAGAAGAAGUUAAAGGAUAGUGAACUUUACUUCUUGGGGACGGACACGCACAAGAAGAAGAGGAAGCACUCCUCUGAUGAUUACUACUAUGGAGGGCAGUGGUUCUUGUUCUGAGUGCCGGUAAACCUGUGUGGAGGAGGAGACAGGUGGAGGGCUGGUAUUUUGGAGGAUUCAGCAUAGAAGAACAGUCUUCAUUUGUGAUUCACCAGACCUUUCGUCUUUGGAAUCGUCACAGAAGAAAAAGAAAAAAUCCAGCCCGCAACCUGCCGAUACAGCUAUGGACCUAUUGAAGGCUAUCACUUCCCCACUAGCAGCGGGCUCCAAGCCCCCAAAAAAGACAGGGGAGAGAGCCUCUAGUUCUUCAAGCCAUCCGGAGAGUAAAAAGGAACACCACAGGAAGAAAGUAAGUGGGAGCAGCGGGGAACUGUCCCUGGAGGAUGGCAGCUCCCACAAAUCCAAAAAAAUGAAACCGCUCUACGUGAACACAGAGACGCUGACCCUUCGCGAGCCUGAUGGCCUAAAGAUGAAACUUAUUCUCUCCCCAAAGGAGAAAGGAGGCAGUUCCGUUGAUGAGGAGUCUUUUCAGUACCCCUCUCAGCAAGCUGCUAUGAAAAAAUCCUCCAAGAAAUCGGCUCGGGACGAGCAAGGUGCCUUACUCCUCGGACCCGAGUUGCAGAGCUUUCUGAAAUCAGCCCGGAAGAAGCACAAGUCAUCCUCAGACUCACGUUCAUCUCCUGGCCCAGAAGGGUCUGAUGCCUCCCAGUUCCCAGAACCCCACAGUGCUAACCUCCAUCUUUCAGGAAUAGAACCUAUUCUUGUAGAAUCGGACUCGUCCUCUGGUGGAGAACUGGAGGCGGGGGAGUUAGUGAUUGAUGAUUCUUACCGGGAAAUCAAGAAAAAGAAAAAGUCAAAGAAGAGCAAAAAGAAGAAGGACAAGGAAAAGCAUAAAGAGAAGCGACACUCCAAGUCCAAGAGGAGUUCAGGACUUCCCACUGCAGCAGGGGGAGAGGCCACGAUGACAGCCGCCGCUCCCCCCAGCGUCGCCCCACCGCUCCCUGGCCUCCACACAGAUGGGCAUAGUGAGAAGAAAAAGAAAAGAGAAGACAAGGACAAAGAGAGAGAAAGGGGAGAAAAGCCAAAAAAGAAGAACAUGUCGGCCUACCAGGUGUUUUGUAAAGAAUAUCGUGUAACCAUCGUGGCUGAUCAUCCAGGUAUAGAUUUUGGGGAACUUAGUAAAAAAUUAGCUGAGGUGUGGAAGCAAUUGCCAGAAAAGGACAAACUGAUUUGGAAGCAGAAAGCUCAAUAUCUGCAACACAAACAGAAUAAAGCAGAAGCUACAACCGUGAAAAGAAAAGCCUCCAGCUCCGAAGGUUCCGUGAAAGUAAAAGCUGCUUCUACAGGAGUAUUGUCACCCCAAAAGAAGUCUCCACCCAGUACCAUGCUGUUACCAACCUCACCAGCCAAAACCCCUGAGACAGAGCCCAUUGAUGUUGCUGCUCAUCUCCAGCUGUUGGGAGAGUCCCUAAGCCUCAUUGGACACCGCCUGCAGGAAACUGAGGGAAUGGUGGCUGUGUCUGGCAGUCUGUCCGUGCUUCUGGAUUCCAUUAUCUGUGCACUUGGCCCCUUGGCAUGUCUGACCACACAGCUACCUGAAUUGAAUGGCUGUCCCAAACAGGUCUUGUCCAACACACUAGACAACAUUGCUUACAUCAUGCCUGGACUCUGACAGCAAAGAAUCCUGAAAUGGAAACCUAAUUCCACCCCAUUCCUGGCUGGCUUGUGUAUAUGUGACUGUUCCAAAUCCCUUCACUGACCUCGGUGUUGGUUUUAAAUUUUUAUAUAUGUA
Messenger RNA from Chrysochloris asiatica (Cape golden mole), 2147 nucleotides. It is a transcript of the gene HMGXB4, whose product is annotated as HMG box domain containing 4. The record is from RefSeq and is a predicted model, not a curated record. The transcript has 12 exons. Lineage: Eukaryota; Metazoa; Chordata; Mammalia; Afrosoricida; Chrysochloridae. Bases 579 to 2027 code for a protein of 482 amino acids.